This is a messenger RNA of Scylla paramamosain (green mud crab), 2277 nucleotides long. RefSeq lists its product as uncharacterized. Bases 1241 to 1798 code for a protein of 185 amino acids. The record is from RefSeq and is a predicted model, not a curated record. Lineage: Eukaryota; Metazoa; Arthropoda; Malacostraca; Decapoda; Portunidae. The transcript is spliced from 12 exons.
CUUGUUUUAUGUUUAAAAUAUUCCACAGACAUUAAUAAUUCCAUUCCGAAGUUGAUAAUAUGUAAAAUAUAUAAAUAUAAAACAUUGUGAUAUGGCUUGACAUAUGCAAAGGAGGAAGAUUUUGGUGCUCUGUUAUCACUCACUACUCUUGUUUACUGGCCCCAUUCCUAUACUUACAUACCCACAUACAAUAAGGUAAUAGUAAUUUGCCAAUAAAACCUCAAAAGUAGUUGAUAAUACGUAAAUAUAUAUAAGAUAUCUGGGUGAUGUUUUGAUGCUGUCGCCUUGAUAUGAUGCGCAUGCGCAGGAGAAAUUUGUACUAGGGAGAGGUUUGGCAGGACAGCGGCGCACGUAAGCGGCCGCACGUGGUACACGUGGACCAUUUGUGGAUAGCCCUGGAAGAAGGCCACUUUACGUGGGACACAAGAGGACCUGUCUCGCCGCCGGAGAGUGAGAACAGCAGCGCUGAUGAGGAAGCGGGAGCCGACUCAGUGGGCAGUGAUGCUGUUCUCCCGGCAGCCGAAGGAGUGAGUGACAAGGACGCUGUGGAGAGUCACCGGCUCACUGGCCAUUACUGCGUGGCUGAUUGACGCUAGUGCCUGCUCAGUGCCCUUCUCUGUGAUGUUUGCAAUAUGUCAUCGCCACUCACUAGCAGAGUGACUCGACACAUCAUGGACAAGUGAAGAAGCAGAACAACUUAAGGGGCAAGAGAGACUUCAGGUGGUCAUUGGAGCUACUUCACACUGCUGUCUGUGAGCACUGGUGGGAUGACGCCUUCAGGCUCCUGCCAUGUGUCGUCACCCACACAGCACCGCAUCUUCCCCUGGAGCUCCUGUGGCGGGUGACAGAUGUCAUCACCAGAAAUGUCCCGAGUCUGCCUGUGGAUGAUAGAAAAAAAACUCAUGUCCAUUCUUCAUGGUAUGAAGUUAAAGACAUCAAUGUUUCUUGACAUUUUAUCACAAGAUCUUGCAGAGGCAACAGAGAGAGAUGCUGAUGAACUGUUGCAGAUGAUAAAGGACAUCCAGAACCAGAGACAACCUCCAGCACCGGGGAUUGAGACCAGGACAGGCAAGCGCCUCAAGGCCCUGUCUGAUGGCUACAUUGGUCUAGUGCAUUAUCACCGCUGGAAGAGUUCCUUGCCAAAUACCAUGUCAGCCCCCAGCCACUGGACGAUGAUUCCUGCUCUUUGAACAUCUGUGAAAAUCAAGGAACAGGAAACACUGACAAGAAGAUAGCCAGAAUGGCUCACUGGUUCCUGAAGAAAGCUUUCAGUGGCCUUAUUGAACCUUGCAUCAGCAGAGCGUGUCCUGACGACCCCCUGGUGCUGGAGCAAGUGAACAUCUACCUUCACAGUUUGGAGCAUGGAGGGCCGGCACUAGAGAGGGCUGUGAUGUGGAUGAGGAGUGCUGAGAGUGACAGUGGCCAAGAAAGCAGUGAUGAGUGUCCAGGUCCCACAAAUGCCUCCUGCACAUUGAGGACAACAGGGAAGAUGGAGGUGCUGAUGAGAUGCCUGUCGCUGCUUGUGGCAAUGCUGGACUACCCUGCUCACACCUGGGAUCUGCAGCGAUGGCAGAAGCUGACGCUGGUGUUGACCAAGUUUUACCAGGCCUGGGUCCAUGUGGAAGUCAUCAGCAACCCUGACUUCACCAUUUCAAGAGGCCAGGUUAUGUGUACAAGUCACCUUCAGUUGUGUCACAAGAGUAGUGAAGUGCUUCUCAGUUUUUGCUGUUACCAGGACAGAUGGAAGUGCUGCUUCUGCACAACUUCCAUCAGCCAAGGCAGCUGCACCUCCUGCUGAUGCCAAGAUGUCCACCCUCAUGGUAGACUGAUGAAGUGGCCAACCAGCUGUUGAAAAAAAUUAGAAAUAGAACUGAAGCUGAUGGAAACUUAAUUAAGAAAAAAAAGACAUUGAAGUAGAAGAAAUAAAAUUAUAUAAAUAAAAAAAAAAAAAAUAGAACAGAAAAUGGCAGUAAAAGAUAUGGUAUAGAUGCAAAUAAUAUUUUGUGCUUUUUGUUUUAUUUUCCAUUAGGUUAUAGGAAUGUAAUUUAUUUAUUUCUUAUUUGUUAAAAUUUUAUAACUACUGUAAUUAUAUUUAUAGGAAUGUAAGUUUUUGUUAUUUGUUUAAAUUUUAUAACUUUGUGUAAAUAUUUUUAUAGGAAUGUAGUUUAUUUUUUGUUAUUUGUUUAAAUUUUAUAAGUUUUGUGUAAUUGUAUUUAUUGUAUAUAUUUUUUUCUUUUCAUUUUUCAUAAAAGUAAAAGUGAGGACAAACAUUAAUAA